AUGGAUUCGAGUGAGAGUCGAUUCGACCUGCGCACUCAAAGUGGUCUGAGCGCACUCGAAUCCAAACCGUCGACAGCGGACGCGUCCAUCAGCCGCACUGCCAAAGGGCACAACCUGGCCGCUCUCGAGGCAGCUGCUGCCGACCUGGAACUCGCGAUCGACUUGGAUGAGCAGUGGCUAUCCGUGCGGCGAUCAUGGGAAACUGCAGAACCGGACUACAUCCGUUACCCGCCGUCACAGUCUCAGUUUUUGGCCAAGCGCACGGUACCGCUUCCAGCAGCGCUCCUGGCGCAGUACCAAUACCUGGAGAGCAAGUCGUUUAUGGGCCUCUUGCCCCAGAUAGGAAGAGCGUGGAUCUCCAUUGAUCAUCGUUUGUUCUUGUGGGACUAUGUCGAAGGCAGCGACUUUGCCGUGUACGAGGAACUGGACCAAGUUAUUAGCUGCGUCGCGCUAGCAACACCGCGACCCGGUGUGUUUAUUGACGAAAUCGAGUACCUUUUGGUGAUAGCAACGGCACUGCAGGUCGUUUUGUUGGGUAUUGUGCGCUCGCCAAACAGUCGAGCGCGCUCCAGAGGCUCCCGGGGAUCGGACUCGGUGACGCUGGUCCCGACGGGCCUGUCGGUGCCCACCGAUGGGGUCGUUAUGCUGAAGAUCGAGGUCAGUCACCACACUGGGCGCAUAUUUAUGGCCGGACGCGAUGGAAGUCUUCACGAGCUCGUCUACGAGCCACAGUCCUGGUUCGGAAACGUACCCAAAGCACGGCGAGUGAAUCGCUCCCGAGGAUUUGCUGGUGCUGCCGCUGCCGCGCUCGUACCAGCUUUCCUGCGCCGCCUAUUCCAUGCAGAUGACCCGCUCAUUGACCUGGUGGUAGAUGAUUCUCGGGGGCUUCUGUAUACGCUGUCGCAGCGCGGAAUAGUCAGUGCGUACCGGCUGGAGCGCACUUGUUCCGAGUGCGACACGGAAUUGGUAUCCAGCAAGCGCUCCUGGUUUGAUGCGGGAGUAUUACGGCUGCUUGGCUCGCUCGACGCGGCAAGUGAACUUCAGAGACGAAUGGUAAGCACACAAGCGCGAGCACUGAGCCUGCACGCCGUUCCUCUUCGAUACUCACGUCGCGUUCAUCUGCUCGUCGUUUCCACUGCGGGAGAGCGGCUGCUUUGCACGACUGCCGGUGAGGCAUCGGUCCGCAGGCCUUCUACUCGCUGGACGAAUGAUACGAAGGCCGCUGGAGCGAGCGCGCCGUCCCUGCUAGGUCGAGUCGGGGGCGAGCAUCCUGCGUGCUUGCGCGUUAUUGGCUACAGGAGUCCAAUCGUAUCAAACCUAAGCGCCUCGAUAUACCUGGCGUUCUGGUGCAAGGGGCAGUUCCUGGCUGCUGACGAUCAGGACCAGCUGCUAGCGGUUGGCGCCGAGCCGCCACCUCUGGAGUUCCUUCCUCGUCAGGAUCCCGAGAGCAGUCUUUUCAUGAGUCGCACGGCAACAGCUCCAUCCGCAGAGCGUAGGAGUUUUGGGAUAGCUUCCGCUGCCGCCGUUUCCCAAAGUCGCAUCUUUGAGAGCGUCAGCGGUCUGCAGAUAAGCGGCAAAGCGUACGCGUUGGCUGAAGCGCCCCUCUUUGGGGAUCUAGGCGUAUCGGCUGGUGGACACCUGGAUGAGCGCGAACCUGCGGGUCUGCUGACCCGUGAGGAUGUUUCCCGUGGUUGGCUCUGUUUGACGCAAGCCUCACUGGUCCUGCUGUGUCCAGUACGACCCUUAGAUACGCUACGUACGCUGCUGGGGGCGAGUCCACAAGAUGCGGAGGUUUUGGAUUUUUUCCGACGCUACGGUGCAGCACAAGCCUGUUCCUGGUGCCUGGAGCUGGCGCUGCAGGCAGAGCAACGCCCCAGCGGCGCCAUCGGUCUCGUCGACAAAGCGUUUCGAGCAUGCCUCGCAUUCGGAGGCGAACCGCAGCUGCUCGCUAGCACCGCAGCGCUUCCGGCAGACAGCGCACUGAGUCAGGUCGAGGAAGCGCGACAGCGCGAUGCUCCGGCAGCAGGUGCUGUGAACACCACGAUGCGAGCGGACAGGUCGAUGUCGUCGUGGCAGACAACUGCCGACGGUUUCUCCGUGGGCUCCGUGAGUCUGCCGGAGGCACCUCUGCGGUACUCGGGACGUCACGAUGGAGUGGUGCUGCUGCUAGCGCGAAUCCUUCAGCCGGUUUGGUCGGAGCCCGUCACGACUGGUGAUAAGCUCGCGCGCUUGCGCUUCUCGUUCGUGGUACUCUUGUCGACGCAUGCUGAGCUUCGCGCCUUCGAGCGCGUCUUGUACCGCCUAUUUGGAGCCGAGCUCGAACAAGCGGCACGCCGGGAGCGUCCCUCGUACGGUGACACUCAAGAACGGAUCGGUGACACUUCGACAACAAGAACAACAACGAGGAUAUCGCUUGCACCGGGCAUGCUACCGCCAACAACUGGGGCACGGUCAACAGCGCCCGACACCCUUGGCAGCGCCUGGAGCGCCAGCGCCUGGCACCCGGACCUGAUCGCUGGCAAAGCCACUCUGAGGCAUUCGAACAGCGCACUCCAUCAAGCUCGGCGUCUUGAAUUGGAAUCUAUUGCCUCCUUGCUUGGAUUGGCGGAGAGGAGUGCACAGGCUUUGGAACUUGUGCGGACUCUAGCGGAGAGCACCCAUCUGCCUCGCCUGGUGGCGUCUCUGGAGCCCACUGAUCAGGCCCGCCUUCGCCAAUUGCGUUUCGAAGACUUGGUAACCCGCCCUGCGGAAGCCGAGCUCAUGACGAGCAUCAUCUUCAAGGUGUUGGAGUCGUACGCCCCAGAAGACAGUGACUCGAUGGAAUCCCUUCUGGAAACGCUCACUGCGCGAUGUCCAGUAUUCUUCGGCGAGACGCAGGUAGCUGUGUAUCGGGCACUGCGACACCUGCGGAAGCGCGAAAUCGAGCAGACCAUGCAGUGGCUGCGUCCGGUGGCUGCGCACCUGACCCUGAGUCCUCCACUGGUAACCGAGUUCAAGGCAGCUGGCGCUUUCGCAGAGCUGGUGGCGCUAGCUCGACUCGCGGGCGAUCAGCAGCUCGUACUUCAGACGCUGGAAGCGGCCAUGAACCUAUCGAGCACGGAAUCAUCAUCACUGGGGACUGGUGCGGACCGGGAAACGCUUCAGCGGCGUUGUCUAGUGGAAGCGCUCGCCACAGACGAGACCACUCAACUGGAUCAAUUGUUUCGUUUUCUGUUACGAAUGGGACCUGCAGGGUCAGCGCUCUUGCUGCAACUGCCGCAGCUCGCAAAGCAGCCGGACAUCAACUUCGGCAACAUGUCAGAGGAAAGCUUCCGCAAAAAUGCGCAGCUCACCAAGGCACUCCAACGGCUUGAAUGGUUCCUGCUCCACGAAGAUAUCGAUUUAGCGUGGAAGCUCUAUGCGCAGCAAGAGCGCUUUGUCGAAGCGGCGAUGAUUCUUGCGGAUCUUGCUGGUGUGCCGACUGCUCCCAACAGGCAUCCAGGGACAUCAGAGGUAGCGACCGAGGACCUGACGCCACUGGUUCAGCAGCCGCGACGACGACGAGCGACCUUGCGAAACGGGGACGUGCUAUCGCCGCGGAGGACGCGCUUGUUACCCAUUCAUGAAAGGAUAGCGCUACUCAUCCGUGCGCUGCACUUUGCACGCGCUGGAGCGAGUCUCGGCGACGGAAGAGCGCUCGCCCUUGUUCCCGAGCUCCAGGACGCUUUGGAGGUGGCCCAUAUCCAACAACGAGCGCUUGAUGAAGUGCGUCGCGUCGUCUUAUCAGGACCCGAGCGUUCCGAACUGGAGCAGCGCCUAGAGGGCAUCAGCGGCGGGGCUGACCAGGCAGCAGCCGGCCUGCUGGACCCCAACACCCUCUACGUCGAGAUUGCGCGUCCGUAUGCACUCUGGGAAACAGAGUUGGAUAUUCUGCGUUGGGCUGGACACCAGGAUCCGGAGCUCUCUCGACGUCUCUGGAAUAAUAUCAUAGCAAGGGAGCUGGCGCUAUCCGCAGGCGUCGUUCGGCAACGCGCAACUAAGGCCACCCAAAGCACGCUCGAUACGUCGCUACAAGCGGAAAGCCUGCGGCCGACCCCAGAGACGCUCCAGCAGCGCUUCACUGCCCUGGCAAAAGUAUUCUAUCCAUCGCCGAUAGCGUUCCCGUUGGAGUGGUUGGUUGCUUCGCUGGAAAUGCUUGCGUUCUCUCAAGCUGAACUCGCGCGUGCGCCGGAAACCGUGAACCCGACUUGCACAACAGAUCAUGACGAUGACGAUGACGAUAAUGAUGAUGAUGAUGAUGAUGAAAUUGUGACUGCUUGGUCCCUGGAGGCGUUCUCGUUGAACUGGUUACAACCAACUCUAGUCGAGGUGAUCGGAGUUCCGCGCACGGACCUCGUGCAUAUCUACCGAGAGAUGCUCCAGGAUCCGGAAGCGUUCUAUGAACACCAUGGCCCUUUGCCAGUGGUGGUCACACACGCGCUCCCUCCGGGCCUGGGGCCGUGGUGGCUCAGCCUCGCUGCGCAACACUGGUGGGCACGCUCGCUUCUGGGCAUGGUGCAGCGCUGGAUGGCGCUCGCGGAUACCACCCUCGAUCACAGUCUACAACUGGAUGCGUCUGUGACGGGCUAUGCAACGCUUGCACGUGCCUCUACCGAUUGGCAAGCACUGGUGGCGCUUACCCCGGCACUCGUGGCAACGCUGCGUGUCCUUCGGAGUCGCUUCACAAGUCGGCAGUCGUUGACGGCUACGGCCAGCAAAGCGGAACGAGCACGUCCUAUGCUGCAGCUGUGUUCUGAGCUCGAGUCUGUCGAAAGGGAACUGGAACGGCUUUCCCGUGCCGGAGCGAAACAGCAACAACGGUAUCUUUACUAA
Molecule: messenger RNA, 4851 nt
Organism: Cyanidioschyzon merolae strain 10D
Lineage: Eukaryota; Rhodophyta; Bangiophyceae; Cyanidiales; Cyanidiaceae
Product: similar to nucleoporin 155kD
Exons: 1
Coding region: 1-4851 (1616 amino acids)
Biological process (GO): RNA export from nucleus; protein localization to nuclear inner membrane; transcription-dependent tethering of RNA polymerase II gene DNA at nuclear periphery
Cellular component (GO): nuclear pore; nuclear pore inner ring
Molecular function (GO): structural constituent of nuclear pore
Source: RefSeq, a predicted model, not a curated record